Messenger RNA from Caenorhabditis sp. 36 PRJEB53466, 934 nucleotides. The record is from the annotation of a GenBank genome assembly. NCBI's taxonomy places the organism in Eukaryota, Metazoa, Nematoda, Chromadorea, Rhabditida, Rhabditidae.
AUGAGUACUAAAGCCCUCGUUGUCGGAGCCUCUUUCUUCUCCGGAGUCACGAUCAUCGUGUCCCUUGUUGCCGCAGGAAUGCUGCUUCAGGACAUCAACGAUCUGUACUACGACGUGAUGGAUGACAUGACCGAGUUCAGAGUAAGCAAACACUCCCAAUGUGCCCAUUUUAAAACGGGAUUUCUUAUAGUACACUGCCAACGAAGCCUGGAAGGACAUGAUCGUCCCAGCUGGAUCCGUCGAGGCCAACCUUAUCUUCGGACGUAACAAGAGAUCCGGCGGAACCUGCGGAUGCGGAGCUCAGCCAAACAACUGCCCAGCUGGACCAGCUGGACCUCCAGGAGCUCCAGGAGCCCCAGGAGAUGACGGAACCCCAGGACAGGCCGGAAAGAACGGAGCCAACGGAAUCGGAAUAAUCAAUUCCCAGGACGUCGGAGGAUGCAUCAAGUGCCCAGCCGGAGAGCCAGGACCGGCUGGACCAGACGGACCAGCCGGAGCCCCAGGAGCCGACGGACAGCCAGGAGCCCCAGGAGCCGCCGGACAAGACGGACAGCCAGGAGCCGCCGGAGAGCAGGGAGAUGCUGGAGCACCAGGACAAGACGGAGAGGCUGGACCAGCCGGAGCCCCAGGAAAGAACGGCCAACGCGGACAGGGAGCCCCAGGACCAGCUGGACCAGAAGGACCAGCCGGAUCAGCCGGACAAGACGGAGCCCCAGGAGCCGACGGAGCUCCAGGAAACGCCGGACCAGAAGGACCAGCCGGAGCCCCAGGAAAGGACGGAGAGGCCGGAGCUCCAGGAACCGCCGGAGAAGCCGGAGGUGCUGGACUUCCAGGACAGGACGCCGCCUACUGCCCAUGCCCACCACGCACUGCUGCCGUCGAGUCGCAGCCAGCUUCCCAGGGAGGAUACAGACGCCGCUUCUCGCACGUCUAA